AUGAGCCAUGAAUUCAGUGGCUCUGGUGAAGAAUAUCUCGCCCGCUUUCGUUUCAAUUGGCUCAUGGAGGAGUGGACUGAAGAAGUUGCGCGAGUCCGGCCGACAGAUCCCUUUUCUUACCUUUUGGGUUUAAUCCAGGCGUACAGGGGUGGAGAGGAUAAUUUUGUAACUUGCAAGAACGACUGGUGUCGGGCUUUUGUCCCACAGUCCCAACGUGGGGCACAUUUACUCAAAUGCGCCACUGAUGUUCAGUUGGUACAGUGCCCAAACUGUCGUUUGCGCAUAAAGGAGUCAGACUAUCGGCAACAUAAGCAGAAGUGCCUGUUGCACCAGUGCGUGUAUUGCGGCGAGAGAGUGCCCGCCCGCCUGAUUGAGUGUUGCCCAAGUAAGGUCAGAAUGAACAAUGAAAUUAGUAGCAGGGCUCGUUCGAGCCCUAACAUUGGUAAAGGCAACAAACAUGCUUCAACUGAGGGUGCGGCAACCUCACAUCAUGAGAAACUGUGGGAUGAGCCCCCUCUGGCACCGUUUUCAAAAUUCUCGCGGAUCAAGUUGGAUUUUCCUGAGCGAAAUAGGAACCCCCUGACACGCCUUCAAAGGAUGUGGCGCAGUGCUUCCAUCUACGAGCGAAUGCUGGACACAGCGUUUAAGCAGGUGUGGAAUGGCAUUGAGUUCCGCCGCGUUUCCCGAGGACCACCCGAACUCGGUGGCUGCAUCUCCACAAGGUCACGGUCUCACUCCCCCAGGCAACGGCCAUCCUCUCCCAACACGGCCGAACCGGCGGAUUACUCCAUAACUAUGGAAGAAUACGUUGACAUCAGCGAGUCGAUCCUUUCAGGAGGAGUUGUGUGCUUUAAGAUAGCCGUGCGAAUAUUGACCAAUGCCAUUGCCAUUAUGUCCAAGCGCUCGGCUGUGCUGCGCGUGAAUAUUCCUGAUGGUGGUGACGCCGUUGUUGUGGGAGAUUUGCAUGGACAGUUGAAGGACCUUGCGUUAGUGCUAAACCGUCUCUGCGGCCUUCCUUCACCUAGGAGGUAUUAUGUCUUCAACGGUGAUUAUGUUGACCGCGGUUCCAACGGUGUGGGUGUGCUUCUGCACGUUUUACUUUUACAGUGUCUCUUUCCCGAUUAUGUGUUCAUCAAUCGUGGCAACCACGAAGACUCUCGUGUGAAUGCUGAGUAUGGUUUUCAAGCGGAAGUGUUUAGCAAGUACACCUACUGGGAGGCUAAACAACUCCUUGACUUGUUCUCGGCGAGUUACGACGUCAUGGCGUGGGCUACUCUUGUGGAUGAGGAUGUGAUUGUGGUGCAUGGUGGGGUUCCACGGAACGGCGCUACGGUGGCUGAAAUUGAGGCUGUGGGUCGCGUGACGAAGUUUUCGGCUCUGGAGCCGCGAACAGACGGCGAGCGGUUGGCCUCAGAGCUCCUGUGGAAUGAUCCUGUGGAUACUUAUCUUUCCCGUAGGAUAGGGGUGAGGCAUCAAGGUGCGAAUUGGCGGAGCAGCGUGCGGGGCGUUGGUGUGGAGUAUCUUGAACCCAUCACUGAGAAUUUUCUGCGGUUAAAUAAACUGAAACUCGUUGUCCGUUCCCAUCAGAUGGUGCAGGCAGGGUUUCAGUUUGUUCAUGGGCGUAGUAACUGUACGGUUUUUAGCGCAUCAAACUACACUGGUGUUUCCAACAAUCGUGGAGCCAUCGCAGUGUUGGAAAAGGGUUCUGUGCAGCCGACCUUUCACACAUGGUUUUUGCGAGAUGCCGAAACGGUGGUGAGGGACGUUGUUAUGAGUGAUCUGCUGGAGGGACUCACCGACUUUUCACGCGGUGUGGAUGCUGAAGAGUCGCCGGUUGGGCAAGACGGCAACGGUUCCGGCGACACCAAAGCCAUGGGGGGAGUUUCGAGUGUUAAGGAUGGGGAAUCUCCCUCACAUCAUGAGAGUCCACGCGCCAAGACUGUUGAUAGUUCCAGAAAGGCUGGCCCAGUCCAUUCACCAAUUGAGUUGGUGCGGUGCGUGGACGAUACAAGGGAGCGGAUGCUGGCAAGGGCACGCAUGCUUGAUGUCCUCGUCGGAAUUAUCUAUAGCAGCCGGUACUCCUUACUUUCCUCAUUUGUCAGAGCGGAUAGUGGGAAGAAUGGCACCAUCCACAAGGUCGAAUGGUGUGAUAUCAUGCGGAAGGUCCUAAACAUGGACAUACCGUGGUACUUUCUAGCUCCGUACCUUGUUGGGUCGUCUUAUGAAGAGGGAUCGCCAUAUAUACGGUAUGUGACCUUUCUUCGCAGGUUCAACCCAUGCUUCACGUCACUGUUCUCAGCUCGUUUCCAAACGGCGUUGCUGCGUCACGUUUUUCGUGAUGUUGACAUGCCUGGUGACCUCUUGUCAUGCAUUACAACGGACCAUUUUGCCGAAGAGCAGCCGAUCACAGAUGAUAAUGGCAAAUUCAUCGGGAGCGGAGUAACUCUCUCCCCCAGUGGUUUAAUGUUGAAUUUGGCUGAAAGAACAGGUGACGGAUGUAGGGGAAUCCCGAAUACAAUGGGGGGAUCUUCCGUCCUACCGUCGGGCGGAUGUUGCGGAGGAGGCAACCAGAGGGAUGACUCUUGGCGGAAAAUAAGGUUGAGUUUCAACUCUCUGGUUUCAGCGCUCCGCUCCAUUUCACGUGCCGGUGGGAUGAUGGAGGACAACACUAUAUUCACUCUAUUUCAAAUCUUUGACAAGGAUGCGUGUGGACAUGCGGCAGUGGGUGACAUCGUUGACGUUGUUGAUAGUGUCGGUGUCGAGGAUUCUGAUGAAUCUGUGGUUUUGGACCUCACCGGGUCGUUUGACAUCGAUUUUUUCCCCCAGAGAGGCUCUGAUGAGAAGCCAGCAGCCGGAACAACAGUGUUGUGUGACGAGCCUAGCGGUGUGUCCGCAGACGCUGUCAUUCCCAUGCCUUCCCCGGUAUCCAAAGCAGGAGAGUACUGCGACGAUUGGACUCCAGCAAACUCAGCUAGCAGUACAGCGCUAGCUUCUUAUACGCCGGCGCAUGUCGAAAUGGCUGUGGACUCAGAUGAGGAAUCUUCAACGCACUCGUCAUCCGUGUUGUGGAGCCGACAAUCCGUAAGUGCCACUAUGAGCGACUUGGAUUGCAUGAGAGUAUAUCCUGUCUUGCUGCAUUUGCACGAGAGGUUUGCCUGUGAUACCAUCCGAUCAACCCUGCAACACUUUAAGGCACUCAACAACACGCACGAUGGGAAACUGACAUUUGAUCAAUUUGCCGUUACUUUUAAUCACAUUGGUCGAUGCAUGCUGGAUCCGCCAACACGUCAAGAGCAGCAAAUUAUAUUUUGUCUAAUACGCGACGUGGGGCAACACCUUCUUGGAUCGGCGGAGUGUUGUAGUUUGUCAGAGUCCUUGGGGGUGUUGAGCAGGGCAUUGUCGAGGGCGUCGUCCCUGAGGUGCCAAGUGGCGUUACUCAAAAGUGUUGUGAACAACAUCGGCGUAAAAAAUGCUCAAGCAGAUUACCUCACGAGAGACCAGUUUGUUACAUUCUUCUCUACCGUAUCUAUUUCGCACGGCGAGCACUCAUGCCAUUAUGACGAUCACGUCGCUGAAAGUGGCUGUAAAGAAUGGACCACCAACUUCGGAGAGUCUGGCAGUUGCAACAGUGGAGAUACUUCUAAAGUGGGCGCGCUAAAACUGUGUCCGUUGUGGUGUUUAGAUCAGUGCGUGCCGUCGGAGGACACGGCAGCCGUUGCUACCGCUGUGGGAUCUGCUGAUGCCGAGACACGAGCUGAGCGACCGUCCGCAGUGCCACCUGUGCAGGCAGAUGGGCGGGAGGAUGCUUUUGCGCGGCGGGAGGGCAGGAGGCGACGCCGAUUACCCCGAACCAUGCUCCCUCGGUGUGCAAAACAGGAGCGAUUACCAAUAAGCUGCGUCGCGCGAAGCCCGCACGCCGCGCCAUCACGAUUCAAUUCAGAACAGCAGUCCCCGCUCCUAAGGUAUCGUUCUGAACAGCAGUCACCGUUACCGCGAAUCGGUUCUGAACAGCAGUCACCGCUGCACAGACGAGCCCUACGGUCAUGUCGCGGGCAUCUAAACCGCGAUCGCGCGCGACAGCGAACCGGAUUCUCGUCCCCCUUAAGCAGUGACCACACCUCCGGGUCGGUACGGGAGGGGUCUCCUUCUCCCAUUCCUCCACAAGCUCCGUACGGCGAGAUGGUACCAACUUCAGAGUCGCUUGCAGCCAAUGCAACGGGGAGAUCGACAUGCCGGGACAAUUUCUCCUUAUCUAGUACGCUGCUUGGAGGUGACGGUGACCAUUCUGGUUAA
Molecule: messenger RNA, 4293 nt
Organism: Trypanosoma brucei brucei TREU927
Lineage: Eukaryota; Euglenozoa; Kinetoplastea; Trypanosomatida; Trypanosomatidae
Exons: 1
Coding region: 1-4293 (1430 amino acids)
Cellular component (GO): nucleus; cytosol
Molecular function (GO): protein serine/threonine phosphatase activity
Source: RefSeq, a predicted model, not a curated record